Molecule: messenger RNA, 837 nt
Organism: Lasiosphaeria miniovina
Lineage: Eukaryota; Fungi; Ascomycota; Sordariomycetes; Sordariales; Lasiosphaeriaceae
Exons: 3
Coding region: 1-837 (278 amino acids)
Source: RefSeq, a predicted model, not a curated record
AUGUCAGACUCUUCUUUCGAUUACGAUGUCAUCCCGUCGUUCCGCUCCACGAGAGGCACGCCCCCGCCUGCUGCAGAUCAACCAUCGGCCUCGCUAUCGGCUACCACGGCGGCAACGAUCUUGAAGGUCCUGCGCCCCAUCGAGUCUAGACUCGAUGAUUUGGAGAAAGGAAUGCCUAAUCACGGGCAUGACGACGUCAAGAGCAGGAUCAACGACUUGUACUACCACUGGUCAAUGGUUGGGCAAAGAAUGGACCAGCUGUCCCAGACCAUGGACACCAUGACCAUGGACAGGAACAGGGACAGGGCCAGGGCCACGCCCACAUUCUUUGGAGGAGAGCGGCCGUCGUGGACCGCCCCGUCGUGGAACCCCCCGGGCUUACACUCUGCCGAGAGGAUCGCUGCCAUCGCUGCCACCAAUGCCAAAGCCGCCGCCACCACGGCCCCCACCGUUAGCAGACCGUUUGGAAUCUUAGAGACCUACGACUCUAGUAGCGACAACCAGUCGAUAAUGUCACAGUGCUCCUGCGCAAGCAGCCACCACGGAGUCCACGACGAAAAGGAGGAGGAGGAGGAGGAAGGUGACGAUUCCAGCCAGAAGCAGCAGCAGAAGCAGAAGCAGCCAGCGAGCGCCACACAACACGUCGAGCACACCUCGCCCGCCGUCGCCCACAGCCCCCCCGACUGCGAGUGCUGGAAGACGUACGCUUCCAACUUUCAUGCCGCUGCCACUCCCGGCUCCUACCCCCACCCCACCUCUACCCCCACCUCUACUUCACCAACGUGGCUGGGGGCCCCAUGGACGCCAACACGUUGUAGUGAGGGGGUGUCGAUCUAG